Messenger RNA from Arachis ipaensis, 2799 nucleotides. RefSeq names its product auxin response factor 3. Gene Ontology annotation, molecular function: DNA binding. Gene Ontology annotation, biological process: regulation of DNA-templated transcription; response to hormone. Gene Ontology annotation, cellular component: nucleus. The record is from RefSeq and is a predicted model, not a curated record. Lineage: Eukaryota; Viridiplantae; Streptophyta; Magnoliopsida; Fabales; Fabaceae.
AAAAUAAUAUUAGCAGAGAGAGUGUGAUAGCUCAGUGUGUGUGUGAGAGAGAGAGAAAGAAGACACAGAAAGAGGGUCUCUUUCUUUUUGGGAGUAUUGGGGUCAGCCUCUUUUAGCAAUGCCAAAGUUGCUCUUAACAACAGAACCCUUCACGCUCUCUGAAAAAUGCAGACAUGAAAAAACCACUCCUUCAAAUCUCCCCUGUCUUCCUCUUUCUCUUUCAAAGUAUUUCCUUUUCUUCUUCUUCAGACACUCUUUUUAGAUUCCCUAACAUUGCAACCAGCACUGGGUUCUGUUCCCAUGGGGUUGAUUGAUCUCAACACCACAGAGGAAGAUGAAGCACAAACACCAUCAUCCGCUUCCACGGGCUCUGCUUCAUCACCUUCUCACUCUGGUAUAAGCACUUCAGCUUCAGCUUUGGCUCCACCUUCUUCUUCUUCUGUGUGCUUGGAGCUAUGGCACGCUUGUGCUGGCCCUAUGAUCUCUCUCCCAAAGAAAGGAAGCGUGGUUGUGUACUUACCACAAGGCCACUUUGAACAGGCUCAGGAUUUUCCCGUCACUGCCUAUAACAUCCCACCUCAUGUCUGCUGUCGUGUUCUUGAUGUCAAGCUCCAUGCAGAGGAAGGCAGUGAUGAAGUCUAUUGCCAGGUCUUGUUGGUUCCUGAAAGUGAGCAAGUGGAGAAAAACUUGCGGCAUGGGGUAGUUGAUGCUGAUGGUGAAGAAGAUGAUACUGAAGCUGUGGUGAAGUCAACAACACCCCAUAUGUUUUGCAAGACUCUUACUGCUUCUGACACUAGCACUCAUGGUGGAUUUUCUGUGCCUCGUCGAGCAGCUGAAGAUUGCUUUCCUCCUCUGGAUUACAGUCAACAGAGGCCUUCACAAGAGCUUGUGGCGAAGGAUUUGCAUGGCCUUGAAUGGAGGUUUAGACAUAUAUACAGAGGGCAGCCACGGAGACAUUUGCUCACAACUGGAUGGAGUGCAUUUGUGAACAAGAAGAAGCUUGUGUCUGGAGAUGCUGUGUUAUUCCUUAGGGGUGACGAUGGAGAAUUAAGACUAGGGAUUCGUAGGGCUGCUCAGUUGAAGAAUGGUGGUAUCUUUGCCACUCCUUCUAUUCAGCAACUGAAUCCUGGCUCAGUCAUGAAUAUUAUUAAUGCUUUGUCUUCGAGAAGUGCCUUUAGUGUUUGCUAUAAUCCAAGGGUGAGCUCCUCGGAAUUCAUCAUACCGCCCCACAAAUUUUUAAAGAGCCUUGAUUUUUGUUAUUCAGUUGGAAUGAGGUUCCAGAUGCGCUUCGAAACUGAAGAUGCUGCAGAGCGCAGAUUCACUGGAUUAAUUGCUGGCAUUGGUGAUGCGGAUCCAGUUAGAUGGCCAGGUUCAAAAUGGAGAUGCCUUCUGGUAAGGUGGGAUGAUGUUGAAGCAGGUAGGCAUAACAGGGUUUCCCCAUGGGAGAUUGAGCCAUCUGGGCCUGCUCCUACUUCCAAUAACUUGAUGGCAGCCGGUUUGAAGAGGAGCCGAAUUGGAUCUUCAGGGAAACUAGAAUUUCCACUUCCCAAUGGGAUUGGAACAUCAGACUUUGGGGAAUCAUUGAGGUUCCGGAAGGUCUUGCAAGGUCAAGAAAUUUUGGGUGUUAAUACCCCUUAUGAUGGUAUUAAUUCUCAGAGUCCAAGGUUAUCCGAGUUAGGGAGGUGUUAUCCUGGUUCUAUUGGUUCUGGGACAUCGGUUGUAGGAAGUAAUAUCAGAAUCCCUCAAGCCGGCUCUGAUUUUUCCUACAACAAUGGCACAGGCUUUGGGGAAUCAUUCCGGUUCCAAAAGGUCUUGCAAGGUCAAGAAAUAUUUCCAAGCCAACCAUAUGGAAGGGCCUUGUCUUUUGAUGAGGCUCGCACAAAUGGUCGCUUUGGACUUUUUGAUGGUUAUCAUCUGGUUAGCCCCAGAAAUGGAUGGUCAACCCAGGUGCAUGACAAUCCAUCACAUCUGCAUGCAUCUGUAGCAUCAAUGCAAGUGUCGUCUCCUUCAUCUGUGUUAAUGUUCCAGCAAGUGGUUAAUCCUCUUUCAAACUCUGAUUAUGAUAAAAAGAGUAACCAGGAGAUAGAGGGUACAGUCCAUUACCGGCGUCCCUAUGCAACUGAAGUGAAAGGUGGAACAUUUGCAUCGUUCCCAACUGAUGAGCCUAUUUUCUCUGGAAGAGCUAAGGAAGAUAUGAACUCCCUUGGCAUGUUUAACUUCCAUAAUCAGUUGGGCACUUCAAAGUCUGUUGAAUCAGCAUUGACAAUGAGAGAAAGUCAAGAGUUGGCAUCUUCGUGUAAAAGUAGCUGCAGACUCUUCGGAUUCUCUUUAACCGAGGACCCUCACAUUGCAAACAAGGAGGCUGACCGACCUUUGAUCACUCGGCAAUUGAGUUCAGUCCCUACAUUUACUCAACACGCCGAAGAUAGUUUUCCUCCCGGCCAUUCUCUCAGGACUAAAGCUGUUGAGAGUAACUUCACCAAAGGUGUGUUGCAGUGUUGAGCUGAGAAUCCUGAUGUGUACUAGAAAGUAGUAUUAUGACACUGACUUCAGGUAGCUGAAGAAAGUGUCUAGUUCCAGUUGUUUGGUGAUUUGUUAUGAUAACUCUGGAUUUGUUUGAAGGAAAACUUUGGAUGAUUUGUUCUUAAAUUGGCUUAUGACCAAUUAACUGCUUCUGUAACAAAUCUUUUUAUGCAUGCUCACUGACAUAUUGGAGAUGCAACUAUGUAAGACACUUUUAUGGCAAACCUUAUGCAUUUUUAUUCAUGUUCUUAACAAAAUAAACUAGAUAUUUUGGUA